Molecule: messenger RNA, 2653 nt
Organism: Oncorhynchus mykiss (rainbow trout)
Lineage: Eukaryota; Metazoa; Chordata; Actinopteri; Salmoniformes; Salmonidae
Source: RefSeq, a predicted model, not a curated record
CAACGGUUGGUUUGUGAACUGCAAAAUCCACAAAGAAGGAGAGGGAAGCGUCUGCUGCGCCCCUGGGUCGUUUUAAAUUGGCCUUUAAAACAUCACCGAAAACUUAAACAACCGCUAGCUAUGGCAGAGGGAGACAACAAAAGCGCCAACGUACUCGCCCAGGAGACGGCCCAGCUGGAGGAGCAGCUGCAGGGCUGGGGAGAGGUGAUCCUGGCUGGGGACCAGGUCCUGCGUUGGAAGAAACCAUGGUUCCCUGGAGCCCUGAUGGCAGCCACCACACUGGUCUUCAUGAUGAUCUAUUACCUGGACCCCUCGGUGCUGACCGGCCUGUCCUGCACUGUCAUGCUGCUGUGUCUGUCUGACUACCUGGUGCCUACCCUAGCACCCCGCAUCUUCGGAUCCAACAAGUGGUCUUCAGAGCAGCAGCAGCGUUUCCAUGAGAUCUGUGGUAACCUGGUGAAGACUCAGCGUCGCAUCCUGGGCUGGUGGAAAAGACUCUUCUCGCUCAAGGAGGAGAAACCCAAGAUGUACUUUGCGUCGGUGAUCAGCAGUCUGGUGACGGUGGCCUGGAUGGGACAGCAAGUCCACAACCUUUUCCUCACCUACCUGAUCGUGAGUUUCCUGCUCCUGCUUCCUGGUCUGAACCAGCAUGGCGUCAUAAGCAAGUACGCUGGCAUGGCCAAGAGGGAGAUCAACAAACUGCUGAAACAGAAGGAGAAGAAGAACGAGUAGGAAGAAAGGAGGAGGAGGAGGAGAAGAGGGGAUCUGUGAGAUGAGACGAACGAGAGAGAAGAAGAACGAGUAGGAAGAAAGAGGAGGAGGAGGAGAAGAGGGGAUCUGUGAGAUGAGACGAACGAGAGAGAAGAAGAACGAGUAGGAAGAAAGAGGAGGAGGAGGAGGAGAGGGGAUCUGUGAGAUGAGACGAACGAGAGAGAAGAAGAACGAGUAGGAAGAAAGAGGAGGAGAAGAAGAGGGGAUCUGUGAGAUGAGACGAACGAGAGAGAAGAAGAAACCCGUAGAUCAAACGUAAAAGAAAAGGAGCUUCAACGAAGUACUUCCUCAGUCUGCUCAGACCAACUCUACACACGCCCUCUCCCCCCUUGACCUCUGACCUGUCACUUAACCAACCAAUCACCUGGCGGGAUUUGUUUUUCAACCUAUCCUCCCACGCAUGCAGUCAGUCGCCACGUCGGUCAAGGCUUUAGCUCACGAGUAGACCACACUGAAACAUUACAACACACACAUAUGAACCCCCCCCCCCCCACAUGGAGGUGGCCCCCAGCUGUGUCUGUCUCUAGAUCCUAUAGGGAGGUGUUUAAGAUACCAGUCACUUAUUAUUACUUUUGAAGUCCGAGGAAAGACUACUGAACAGAAACCUCUAGCAAUAUUAUUAUCCCCUCCCCCCACACAUAUAAUACCAUCACAAUACAACAUAUAAUCAAACUCCAUCUCCCAGAGAGGAUGGGUAGUUUAAUGGACAUACUGAUGGUAGGUAGUGUCAGUAAUUAAAUCUCCCAGAGAGGAUGGGUAGUUUAAUGGACAUACUGAUGGUAGGUAGUGUCAGUAAUUAAAUCUCCCAGAGAGGAUGAGUAGUUUAAUGGACAUACUGAUGGUAGGUAGUGUCAGUAAUUAAAUCUCCCAGAGAGGAUGGGUAGUUUAAUGGACAUACUGAUGGUAGGUAGUGUCAGUAAUUAAAUCUCCCAGAGAGGAUGGGUAGUUUAAUGGACAUACUGAUGGUAGGUAGUGUCAGUAAUUAAAUCUCCCAGAGAGGAUGGGUAGUUUAAUGGACAUACUGAUGGUAGGUAGUGUCAGUAUUGUUUCAGGAGGCUGGGACACUGUUGUUGUUGUUGCUGCCAUCGUUCUUUUACCUUUCAGAUUCCUGCUUCUGUCUGUUUUUUAAGAUUGCACUGAAACCGUAGCAGAAACUGGAGUUUAGAGUAGAGAAGCAGACCUGGGUGACAUCUCCCACGUGGCACCCUAUUCCCUAUGUAGUGCCCUACCCCUAUAGGCCUUGGUCAAGAGUAGUGCACUAUCUAGGGAAUAGGGUGUUAUUUGGGACUCGAGUCUAGUCUGGUGACAUUUGUAAUAUAUAAUUCUGUGUCUGAAAUGGCACCCUAUUCCCUAUGUAGUGCCCUACCCCUAUAGGCCCUGGUCAACAGUAGUGCACUAUCUAGGGAAUACGGUGCUAUUUAAGACACCGCCCUGGUGUGAGCUGACACUGGUUCAGAGACACAGACCUAGGAUCAGCGUAACCUGCCCCCUACCCUGACCUUACUGUCUAGUCCAGGGGAUCUUUACCUUACUAGUCCCACUGCUGUUACGCUGCUAGCUGGACCUGCUAGUCCUUUAUCUGUCCCUCUGUCCCUGUCUAACGACAGUCUAAACCCAGCUCACGUUCCCUGUUAGUGGGUGAACAAUCCAACGCUUGAUGAAAUCUACUAAUAACGCUGUUGGCUGGACCUGCUAGAGUCCUUUCUGUCUCUCUCUCUGGUCGGGGGGCCGAUGAUUGUAAAUACGCCAAUCCUCUUCCUAUCUUUAUUUCUCUGUCUUGUCUGUGUUUAUAUUCUUUACCUACUAUCUCGCUGUUCCUCUCCUCCAUUUCAUCUGUUUUGAGUUCUCUACAAAACAAUGAAUAAAGUCUGAUUUAAAUGAA